Rhinichthys klamathensis goyatoka is the source of this 2356-nucleotide messenger RNA. RefSeq names its product steroid 21-hydroxylase (gene cyp21a2). The transcript is spliced from 12 exons. Gene Ontology annotation, molecular function: heme binding; iron ion binding; steroid 17-alpha-monooxygenase activity. Gene Ontology annotation, biological process: progesterone metabolic process; hormone biosynthetic process. NCBI's taxonomy places the organism in Eukaryota, Metazoa, Chordata, Actinopteri, Cypriniformes, Leuciscidae. The coding region runs from base 710 to 2272 and encodes 520 amino acids. The record is from RefSeq and is a predicted model, not a curated record.
UUCUGUGCAUUAGUACACAUGGACCCAUCAGUGAAUUAUUACAACAAAACUUUUCUUUACAGGCAAAUCCUUUUCCAAAAAUCCUUUUCCAAAUGUCUUUGUUCAGUUCUGCUAAACUGCCAGUUGAAGCAGACAGGUUUAACAGUAAUUCCUGUGAGGGCUGAAGGCUUAGAUUGUGGUUUGGCUAUAGACUAGAUUCCGCCAUACCUGACACUAUACUUCUUUGACUGGUUUUUCAGGGUGGUAACUGUAUUUCACUAUAUUCCUGAACUUCUGCUGAAUCACUGCUUUAUUUGCAAUGAAUGGGGCCUUUCCUACCAACGCCUUGCGGCAAUAUAUCAGCAUGGAGCUAGGCAGUAAAGGAUAUACAAUAGCAUGCACAGUUGCACUUAGUGUUAGAGUCCACUAUUUAUAUACUUCCUUUUUUUUUACUAAAUAGAAACUUUGUUGGUCAUAAAGCCAAUGGGCACUUGGUAUCCUGUAAUAUCAUUCAUCAAAUCGUCAUGUUAGAGGUUCAUUCUUCUUGCUUUGAGAGUAACAUUGAGAUAAAGGUCAAGAUAAUAUUUACCUAUCCUUGAUGAGAGGAUACUUUGAGAAACAACACUCAAUCAUGUGGAUUGGAGCAGGGUUGGAGGAGGAAUAUAAUAAAAGGGAGAGAGUAAAAGAAAAGCUUUCAGAAAGUUUUUAGACUCAAUAAAGAAUCAACAGCAUGUGUAUCUCAGCAGUGAGUGUGGUGCUGUUACUAUUCAUUUUGUGGAUGCUUGUGGUCCAACUCUGUAGACAGACUGACAGGCAAAGUGACAGAGAUGCCAAAGCAAGCAACAAACCAGAAGCUGCUGUGCCCAAACUCCUGCAUUCCCUCUCUAAGCACUUCCUUCCUCUUUCUACCGCUCUUCCUGGUCCAUUCUCUCUCCCUCUGCUGGGCAAUAUGCUGGAUCUCGCUCAAGAUCAUCUGCCCAUCCACUUGACUGCACUGGCACAUCGCUAUGGAAAUAUCUAUCGGCUCAACUGUGGCAGCACAACCAUGGUGAUAUUAAACAGUAGUGAGAUCAUCCGCGAGGCUUUGAUUAAAAAAUGGUCUGACUUUGCUGGGAGGCCUCAUUCAUACACAGCUGAUAUAGUGUCAGAUGGAGGGCGAACCAUUUCUUUGGGUGAUUUCAGUGAGGAAUGGAAGGCUCAUAGGCGUGUGGCACAUAGUGCUCUGCAGCGCUGCACGACUGAUUCCCUGCACUCUGUCAUAGAAAAGCAAGCACACCAUCUCUGUCAGGUGUUGCGGGACUACAAAGGAAAAGCAGUGGAUUUGUCUGAAGAUUUUACAGUGGCCGCGAGUAAUGUCAUCACAACACUAACCUUUGGCAAAACUUAUGAUAAGAGUUCAGAAGAGUUGCAGAAGCUGCAGGACUGUCUGAAUAAGAUUGUGUCUCUUUGGGGUUCACCCUGGAUCUCAGCACUGGACUCCUCCCCUCUGCUCAGGAAAUUACCCAACCCCCCAUUCUCUCAUCUCAUGAAGGAGGUAGCCAGACGUGAUGAACUGAUAGGGAAACACAUAGAGGAGUUUAAGAGAAGUGACCAUAAAGAAGGCGGCACACUGACUUCUUCACUUCUGCAGUGCGUUGAACCACAAGGAGCAGCAAAUCAAAUGACUCUGACAAACACUCAUGUGCACAUGACUAUAGUGGAUCUGCUAAUUGGAGGGACAGAAACUACUGCUGCCUUGCUCAACUGGACUGUGGCCUUCCUUUUACAUAGGCCUGAGGUUCAGAAUAAAGUGUACGAGGAGCUGUGUGGUGUGCUGGAUGUGCGGUACCCUCAGUACAGCGACCGUCACAGACUGCCGUAUCUGUGUGCAUUGAUCAAUGAGAUGUUGAGACUACGACCUGUAGCUCCCCUAGCCGUGCCUCACAGAGCCAUACGAAACAGCAGUAUUGCAGGCCAUUUCAUCCCCAAGAAUACAAUAAUCAUCCCUAAUCUGUAUGGUGCCCACCAUGAUCCAGACGUUUGGAAUGAUCCAUACAGCUUCAAACCAGAACGCUUUUUGGAAGGUGGUGGCGGGUCCCUUCGUGCCCUGAUUCCUUUUGGAGGGGGAGCUCGACUGUGUCUGGGAGAGGCGGUAGCCAAAAUGGAGAUGUUUCUCUUCACGGCUUAUCUGCUGCGAGACUUUCAGUUCCUGCCUGCCAGUAAAGAAGAGCCUCUGCCUGACCUGCGAGGCGUCGCCAGUGUGGUUCUUAAAGUCAAACCAUACACAGUUAUAGCACACCCAAGAGAACAGUAACUGAUUAUGAAUAGUGUCGCAGGAAUGAGUUCUAAAACCCACAAGCAUUUUUGAACUUCCAGUUUAAUCAUCCUGAUGUCAAGG